Molecule: messenger RNA, 7076 nt
Organism: Rhopilema esculentum
Lineage: Eukaryota; Metazoa; Cnidaria; Scyphozoa; Rhizostomeae; Rhizostomatidae
Source: RefSeq, a predicted model, not a curated record
AUGAUUAAAAGAUUCAAUCAACCGCCUAGCUUACGUGGACUCAGAAAUGAAGGUGAUCCAUCUAGAAGUAGCCUCUCUGUGUUCUGGAAUGAAAAGAAUUUGCGUGGAAUCCAUGAUAGCUGGUUUGAUACUCAUGCACACAUGAUCUCUUCUGUUCAUCUUCAGGAAAAUAAAAUAUCUGAGUUGCCGCCUUCUUUUUUUGACUUGCUACAGAACUGUCAUGAUAUCAAUUUAUCUUUGAACCAACUAAGCUUUUUGCCAGAAAGAGGACUAUCAAGCUGCAGGUUGCAAAGACUAAUUGCUUCAAAAAAUCAGUUCCAAUCUGUGCCAUUUGCCCUGUUCAAAAAUAGAAGUGUACAAGUAGUUGAUUUAUCUGGAAAUAAAUUAAAGCAUCUCCCCCCACAUGGAUCAUUAGAUUCUUUUAUAUUCAAUGAGAUAUGGGAAUGUGAUAAGCUUAAAAGCUUGAAGUUGGUUGAGAACAUGCUUAUUCAGAUCCCAAAAGGAAUUCAUGGAGCAACCAGCCUUGAGAGGUUGAAUGUUUCUCGCAAUAAGCUCACAUUCUUUGUCACACCAUGGAAUUGCCCGUUGAAUGAGCUGGAUUUAUCAGGCAAUGAGCUUGUGGCUUUUGAAGAAAGUGUUCAUCUUUAUUGGGCUAAAACUUUAACAAGACUUAAUCUUGCUGGCAACAAGCUUGCUGAAAUCUCACAGAGUGUUUGUAAGCUGGAAAACCUUGUCAUGUUGGACUUAAGUCACAAUUUGCUGGAACGUCUUCCUCCAUAUGAAUACUGGUCACUGAAAUGCCUAAACAAAUUGAAUCUUUCCCACAACUUGUUGUCGGCAAACUCUGGACCAACAGGAUUUACAGAUGUUGAAAAAACAUCGAUUGAGGCAGCUAUUGUACUGGGAGAUAGCCUUUGUUUUGCAUCAGACUGUGAGUUUCCAUACGAGAUGUUGAAAAAUACUCUGCAUGCGCUGGAUCUCAGCGACAACCGUCUUGAAACUGUACCAGAUACUGUCUGCAUGUUGACAUCCCUUGGCGAAUUGAAUCUAAGCAACAACCCACGUUUAACAAGACUUCCACCUGAGCUUGGCAAUCUGCGCAAUAUUUGGAAUCUCAAGCUUGACAAUUUAUCACUGCCAGAUGUUCCGCAAAAUUUGCGAGUUUCUGGUGGUGUGAAGAAAAUUCUUGCAAUGCUAAGGGCGAGACUGAGAAAGUCUGUGCCAUUUAAGCGAAUGAAACUUAUGGUUGUUGGACUUCAGGGUCGUGGAAAAACUACAUUGCUGGCAACACUUCAAAACAAACCAGCACCUUUAGAAAAUGUUGCUACUGAUGGCAUCAAUGUUGAGCAGUGGCACUUUCAACCAAGCAGCAAUCAGUGGAAAAUCACCAAGUUUUUCUCUUCGCAAAACACCGAAGGAAAAGAGAUUCUGUUCAGCACAUGGGACCUUGCUGGGCAACACGUCUAUUACGCAACUCAUCAGUGUUUCCUGACAAGCAACACCCUGUACCUCGUCGUAUGGAAUUUAGAGCACGGAGAGGAAGGCAUCGAUGGACUAGCACCAUGGCUUCUAAAUAUACAGGCAAGAGCCCCGAAAUCACAAGUUAUAGCUGUUGGAACACAUCUUGACCGACUUCCAUCUGCAAAGAAGAGUGAUCACUUGAAGAAGUUGGAACACAAAUUAUUCUCAAAAUUUAAUCAAAAAGGUUUUCCUACAAUUUGUGGAAAUGUUUUCGUUUCAAAUUUGACUGGUGAAGGAUUAUCAAAAUUGAGAGAGGUUGUUCACAAGGUCGCUUUGAAAAUGCAGGACUGUCACACUCAUGAACCUAUAAUCGGCAAAAUGGUCCCAUUGAGCUACUUGCAGUUAUAUGAUGCAGUCACCAAAGAGGCUGAACUGAGAGCUGCUUCCAACAAGCCACCAAUAUUAACGGCAGAAGAACUUCUUCAAAUCGCAAAAGACAACCCUGACAACGACAUUUAUGACACCGAAGAACUAAACCAUGCUGCAAAGUUCUUACAUGAACAUGGUGUUCUUCUCCACUACAAUGAUUAUCUUCGUGGGCUGAACAAUCUUUACUUCAUCGAUCCAAAGUGGCUUUGUGAUAUGAUUGCACUGGUUGUGACAGUUAGACAAAAGAACCCUUUCGUAAAAGGGGGCUACAUUCUAGAUUCGGACAUCAAGUCUGUGUUGAAGUGUCCCCGACUGCCGGCUGAUUUCAUACCGCAGUAUUUGCAAAUACUGGAAAGAUUCGAAAUAGCCCUGAGGCUGGAUGAGGAACGCAUUCUUGUCCCUUCAAUGCUGCCAAAAGAAAGGCCCAUACUGCAUAUUGAACGGGCAACUGACUUUGGGACUAAUAAGAAAAGCAAUCGAUUGACUCAACUAGCAACUUUGUCGAGAGGAAGGGCAAACAGCCAGCAGCCGUUCUUAGUGGACCACAUUCUAAGGAACUACCACCUGAUGUAUGUACCGGCUGGAUUUUGGAGUAGGCUCAUUGCCCGUCUGAUAAUUGCUGUUCACAAGUGGGGAAUGAUUGUCACUGGCCAGGAAAGUGAAGAAGUUAAUGAAGUAACACCUAACAAGCAAGGUACCAGGAUCGGAAUGAAAACCAACAAUUACUCAAUGGUGUAUUGGCGUGAAGGCAUCCUGGUAUCUUACCAAAGUGGCAAGUUUUUAGUCGAGUCUUUCAAAGAUAAUUCCGACGAACAGCAGUUCUUGAUUGGAGAUGAAUAUCAGUAUGGGAGUGAAGGUGUUUCGAUCACGGUUUGGUCUGACUACGGAGAUUUUUCGGUUAUGGGGUUCAUUGUCGACCAGGUUGAUAGGCUCAUCACAGAGUGGUAUCCAGGUCUUGAAGACUUAGAUGAAUACGGUAUAAUGGUAGUGCAGCGAAUGAUUCCAUGUCCAGCCUGCGUGAUGGACUUCCAUGAGAAAAAGCUGGCCGAAUACGAUAUGGAUAGCUAUGGCUCUUUGGACAUUUCAUCGUAUGUUCGAAAUCCCACGUUUGUCAACCAGUUUCCUUUAACAGUGUGUGCUAUAGCGGCAUUGAACCACGACCGGGUUUUUUGCCAGAUGCAUCCGGAGAGGCCGGUUCCUUUAACUCAUUUGGUUCCAGAUAUUUUGCUCUCUGAUCUUCCUUCCUCAAUGGUGCUUGACAAGGAAAAGCUCGACCUCGAGGAAAGCAAUUGGACUAAACUCGGAACCGGAGGAAUGGGUGCCGUUUUCAAAGCCAAUUAUGACGGAAAGCCAAUAGCAAUUAAAAGAUUCCACUCUUCAAAAUCAACAAGAGACAUUCAAGAUGUAAUGUCUACAAGAGAGGGUGACACAUCGCUAUUUGUGCCACAUGAGCAAAGUGUUAGCGACCAUUUGAUUGAUGGGAAGGUUGUUAGGUCUUUCUGGGAGCUUCGUCAAGAGGUUGCGAUGCUCUGUCGACUACAGCACCCUUGUAUUGUAAAAAUGAUUGGAGUUUGCAGAAUACCGCUGUGCUUUGGCUUAGAGUUGGCCCCAAAAGGUGGGCUUUACAGUAUUCUUGAAGAAAUCAACCACAAAAGAGAGCUUGUAAGGCAGUGGGAAUCAAAUUCCAUUUUGACAAUGGGCAGUAUCCUUGGACGAAAGCUAACAUAUAAGAUAGCCUUGCAGGUUGCUCAUGCUCUUCUGUACCUUCAUGAUUCGGAGAUCGUUUACCGUGAUUUGAAAUCUGACAAUAUUUUGGUAUGGUCACUUGACGAAGAUGCUGUAAUAAAUGUGAAAUUAUCUGACUACGGGAUAUCAUGCUUUGCAACGCCACAAGGUAUCGUUGGCGAAAGUGGUACUCCAGGUUUCCAAGCUCCUGAAAUAAAAAUAGGCUGUGCAUAUGACGAGAAGGUUGACAUAUUUUCAUUUGGCGUCUGGCUUUAUGAGCUUAUCAGUGGAUUUAGACCACUAAGGGAGCACAAAACAUGUGCUGAAAUUCGUAAAGCUGUCUAUAAUGGCAUUCGGCCAUCUUUGCAAAAAGUGAACAUUGCUAGUCAACUUCCCUUUAUGGAAAGGCUGAUGCAGGAUUGCUGGGUUGGUGAGCCAGAGGCUAGGCCAUCAGCCGUCGAGGUUGUGCGCAGAAUGGAGAGGCCAGAAUUCCUUUGCCUUUGCAACAGUUUCCCUGCCGUCGGCGAAAAGCCUCUUGAGAAUGUCACUUGUGUACUUUCACUUGAAGAAGAUUUUAUGGGUUUUAAUAUGGCAAAUGCUACAGGUGAGCAUUUCAACAAAUUGCUAAUUUGGAGUGCCGCGAACAAAGGGCGACGAUUCAUUAUCAUGAAUGCCAACACUGGUGCCGUGGAAAGUGACAUACCAUGUGUUGGUCAGAGGGUACUUUGUGCUGCCAGGGUGAACCAGCGAAUAUGGCUCGGGACAGAGGGACUGAAAAUUGAAGUUUUUGGAAUGCAUAUGUGGCAGUUUCCUCGCGUUUUGUGGUCGUUUGGGACAAAAGAUGCCGUUAUGGACAUUCUUGUGGCGCCAAAAGAAGGUGCGCCUCACGAAAGAGUUUUUGUGUCACUUGCUAAUGGGACACUCAUUGUGUUCCAAAAAAAUGGACCUGACAGGUACGAGGUCUCAGGGCCUUCUCAACCAACACAAGAUGGAGAAGAAAACGAUGACUUGAUUACAAGCGAAAAGAAUUCGUGGUUUGAAACGGUGAUAUAUUUAGCCAAUGAAGGGCGCCCGGCAAAGAAAUUAGCGUUAACGAAGGGUGGAAAAGAGCUAUGGGUGGCUUCAGGGAAUUCAGUGGCAAUAGUAGACGCACAAAACCUACAGCUCAUGGAGAAGGUUAAAGUUUUUGCCUUGCCUCGUCAUCUUGUCACUCAUAUGGUAACAGAUGGAGAAAGGGUUUGGACAGCCGAAAGAAACUCGACCAUUAUCUAUCAAUGGGAUGUUGAAACGAGGCAGAAGACAUACAUUUUUGACUGCGAUAUAACAUGUAAUGCAAAAGGAAUCAUUUUAGGACAGCUGGUAAAGAACGGUUCUUCUGAAAGGACUGCAGAGUCUCCAGCUACUGCACCUGCAGAUCCUGUAAAGUUAGAUAGCAGUGGACUAGAUAAAAUUGCUGAAAAUAACAGUGGACUGGAAGACAUUGCUGAAAGUGCUGAAGAUGUAGAGGCCAAAGAGACCAAACCUCCAAUUGAUUUGUUAGCAAUUAGUCCGUUGUUACUUAAGGCAACAAGAAGAGCUCAGCCAUCAUUCUUACUUUCACAGAAGAAGCGAAGAGUGACAAAAUCAUCAAGAAGACUUCAUUUCGAUGCUGAGCAUUUCAAUCUUCCCACCAGACCGCGCUCAGGGGCUUAUUCUGAUGCAUCAUUGCGGUUAGGGCCUAUCUUGCUUAUAGGCAAUACUUUAUUGGUCGGCCGCAGCGUUGGAGAUAUUCUUGUCAUCAACGUACGUAAACCAACUACACAAACAGUGACAUUACAUGAUAACUUGAACACGUUUGUAUUUGGGGAAGUGUUGUGUCAGUUAGAAGAUGAACAAGGAAAACAACCAGACAUUUUGAAAGAGGUAACUUGCUUGGAAAAAGUUGGCAAUAGCAGGGUCGUUGCAGCGAUGCGGAUAGAAUCAAAAAAGGACCGAAUGAGGGAACGGCUGAAUACCUUUGGAUCGGCGGGACAGAUAUUUGAUGCUUUCAAACUCUUGUCGUUUGAAGCCUGGGAUAUUUCUGAAUUCGAAAAUUUUGCAAGGAAUGUUUCUUCGCUACAUUCUAUGGAACAAUCUUUAUGAGAAUUAUCUUUCGCGAUUUUGUAAAAAGAUCUUAUAUUUUUAUGAUGUGUUCUUAAAAUGGAAAUAGCUAUUUGGACAUGAACCAAUUAAGAUGCCGGAAAUACUUUGCUUCACCUACAAUCACUGCCAAAAUCUUGGAACACCAAACACUUUGCGCUCUGCUUUUCUAUUUUUCGUUUGUUUUCCCAAAUACUACUAUUUCCGUACACCUUUCCCCCCAGAACAAUGUUGAAAGUAUAGAAAAAUAUCUUACCAGCCACAAGAAAAAGCGUGCUCCAUACCAUAAGUCCUCCAAUGAACGCCCCCUUCUUUUAAACGCCUCCCUCUAAUAAAGGCCCCCAUCAACCCAUUCAUUAUGGAGCCGGCAGAUUCGGAUAUUGAAGACGAGAAUGAUUUUGUAUCUGUUAUUUGAUUACAGUACUUGUUUUUAACAUAAUGAAAGAGUUUUUUUAAUUUUUGAAAUAAACCCUCCCUCUUAUAAACGCCUUUCCUAGUAAAUGCCCCCAUCAAAAGUAAGAAAAUUAAAUAAACGCUGCGGGCGUUCAUUGGAGGAUUUACGGUAACCCCUUUCUCUUUUCUAAAGUAAAUCAAAAUUUUUUCUGGGGAGAGAAAGGGUUGGCUGAAUUUGCCUUUGAAAAGUGACGUUAGUGUUCCAAGACUUUGGUGUAAAGACUAAAGAUUUCUACGCUUUGAUUUCUAAUUAUUUCUAAUUCUAUUUCUAAAGAUUUCUAAUUAUUACGCUUUGAUGCGUUUUACUUAUUUACUCAAAUGCCUUUCCUCCAAUUAACUCAGAAGAUAAAAACAAAUGUUUGUAUUUCCAAAUAUUUACUAAGGAUAAAAAGCUGGAAUAGCAAAUAUUUUUUCUAUUCAGGGGGGGGGGAGGCCAAUUGUGUAUGUUUAAAAGGGUCAUGGAAUUUGAGAUGAUGUUCAAUCUUGAUUUGUAAAAACUAUUCAUUUGCUAAAAAUUCCAUGACUUACCACUUAGUUUUUAUCUGUUGUCCAAAAAUCGUCAUUUAACUCGUUUGAUCGCAAAUAGAUUGUUUUGUUUAAUUUUAAAACUAAAAUUCCAUAAGUUUUAUAAAAUGGACGACUGCUGUGGAUGUAUGAUACUCAUCGUUAAAUUCGUUUGUUGCCAAUUAAUAAUUUUUAUCAAGAUUUUAUAGAAAGGGAUCUUUAUAGUAGAAUUUUUGAGCGUUUAAGCAAUUUUCUACUUUUUGUGCAUAGCAAAUUUUGACUAUCCCCUUCGAUCACUUUUUUGUUUCUUUCUGAAUGAAAUCAAAUGCUGACUGUGUUUUUAAUUGGAUUCAAAUUGGUCUCAUCCGUCAGACAAUGUAGCGCUG